Molecule: messenger RNA, 3864 nt
Organism: Phascolarctos cinereus (koala)
Lineage: Eukaryota; Metazoa; Chordata; Mammalia; Diprotodontia; Phascolarctidae
Biological process (GO): regulation of DNA-templated transcription
Source: RefSeq, a predicted model, not a curated record
UAAAGGGAGACUGCCCAGAAGAGGAAGCAGAAAAGCGGGUGGGGAAAGAAGUCAGGGGACCCAGGGCAGUGUGGUGAAUAACUUCAGAAACCCACAGCCAAUUAUCUGAUCCUGGAAGGAGAGGAAAGGAGGAUGGGUUCCCAGAAUGCCUGCCCGGUGACGUCACGCCCUCUUUAGGACCCCGCCUUCUGCGGAUAAGACGGCGCCUCACGCCAUGCUGGGAAUCUUGUGCUGCAUAGGGGCUGGUUCCCUAAGGGACCAGGAGUUGGGAAGGGCAGGAGGGAGUCAGUGCGCAUGCGCAGCCCCGCCCCCUAGCUCCAGGUCGGUCCUCUCCUCCCCCUCUGCCUCCUCCCCAACCCAGAAGGACCCAGUUCUGGUGCCUGUGACGGCUUCCUGGGAAACCUGUGUGCGCGCGUGAGCAAGAGAGGGAGGGGAUGGUCAGCUUGCAGAAGGCCAAAGCCUAUGCCUAGGAGAGAGCCUGGAACCAGAGAGCAUGGCCCCUGGGACCCAGAGCCCCUCAUUCCAGGAGUUGGUGACAUUCAAGGAUGUGGUUGUGGACUUCACGGAGGAGGAAUGGGGCCUCCUGGACCAUUCUCAGAAAGAGCUAUACAAAGAGGUCAUGCAGGAGAACGUCCAGAACCUGCUGUCCCUGGGUGUAGAGACCAAAUUUGAAGUAAAUGAGGUGCCUAGAAAUCUUGGAAUUUUUGUGGAAGAACGUGACCUGCACAGAUUCAUGAGUGAUGGUCCCUGUGGCUUCAAUUGGAGAGAAAUCCAUGACUCUAAUAUGAAGUUAGACCAAAAUCCAAAGAGUGACUGUGAAUUUGAUGAAAUUGGACAGAGAUUCAGACAGUCUUCAAUCCCAAAUCAGUGUAAGAAAAUGACCUCAGGCAAUGACUGUGUUCAGGAUAGUGAAUAUAGCAAGUGCUUUACUGAAGGGCUAGACCUUUUUCCAUCCCAUGGGAAGCCUCCUGAAAUGCCAGUGUAUCCAGGUAACCAAUGGGAAAUGGCCUUCAGCUGGAAUUCAGAUCUCCUUAGACAUGAGAAGAGUGAUACUGGAGAAAUGCUUUCUGCAAGUAAUAAAGGUGGGAAGCCCUUGAGUCAGAAUUGUAGGCUCACUACUCACCAGCACAUUCCCAUCAGAAAGCAGCCUGAUGAAUAUAGUGAGGGGGAAACAACCUUAUCCUAUCAUUCAUCUUUUCCUUGCCAGUCUGAAUUUCACCCUGGGAUGAAAAGAUAUGCAUGUCCUCAGUGUGGGAAGUCCUUUGGUUGGAAAUCAGAUCUUUAUAGAUCUGAGAAGAUUCAUACUGGGGAGAAGUUUUGUAAAUGUGAGAUAGCUUUCUGCUUCAAAUCACUCCUUCUUGGCCUUCAGAGAAUUCACACUGGAGAGAAAAGUUAUGAAUAUAAUCAGUGUGGGAAGACUUUCUCACUUAGGAAAAGUCCCGUUGCCCAUGAGAGAAUCCACAGUGGAGAGAAGCCUUAUGAAUGUAAUCACUGUCCAAAGGCUUUCGCACGGAGGGCUAAUCUUGCUGCCCAUCUGAAAACCCACAGUGGAGAGAAACCUUUUGAAUGUAAUCACUGUGGAAAGGCUUUCACACAGAGGAGCAGUCUUAGUACACAUCAGAAAAUCCACACAGGAGAGAAACCUUAUGAAUGUAAUCACUGUGGAAUGGCUUUCAGACAGAGCUCCAGUCUCACUGCACAUCAGAGAAUCCACACUGGAGAGAAACCUUAUGAAUGUAAUCACUGUGGAAAGGCUUUCAGACAGAGCUCCAGUCUUACUACACAUCAGAGAAUCCACACUGGAGAGAAACCUUAUGAAUGUAAUCGCUGUCAAAAGACUUUCACACAGAGAGCUCAUCUUGCUGCCCAUCUGAAAACCCACAGUGGACAGAAACCUUUUGAAUGUAAUCAACGUGGAAAGGCUUUUUCAAUGAGGUACAAUCUUGCUGAACAUCAGAAAAUCCACACUGGAGAGAAACCUUAUGAAUGUAAUCACUGUCAAAAGACUUUCACACAGAGAGCUCAUCUUGCUGCCCAUCUGAAAACCCACAGUGGAGAGAAACCUUUUGAAUGUAAUCAACGUGGAAAGGCUUUUUCAAUGAGGUACAAUCUUGCUAAACAUCAAAGAAUCCACACUGGAGAGAUACCUUAUGAAUGUAAUCAAUGUGGAAAGGCUUUUUCAAGGAGGCCCAAUCUUGCUGAACAUCAGAGAAUCCACAGUGAAGAGAAACCUUUUGAAAGUAUUCAGUGUGGAAAGGCUUUCACCCAGAGAUCCACCCUUGGUGUGCCUCAGAGAAUCCACUCUGGAGAGAAACCUUAUGAAUGUAAUCACUGUGGAAAGGCUUUCACACAGAGGAGCAGUCUUAAUACACAUCAGAAAAUCCACACAGGAGAGAAACCUUAUGACUGUAGUCACUGUGGAAUGGCUUUCAGACAGAGCUCCAGUCUUACUUCACAUCAGAGAAUCCACACUGGAGAGAAACCUUAUGAAUGUAAUCACUGUGGAAAGGCUUUCAGACAGAGCUCCAGUCUUACUUCACAUCAGAGAAUCCACACUGGAGAGAAACCUUAUGAAUGUAAUCACUGUCGAAAGACUUUCACACAGAGAGCUCAUCUUGCUGCCCAUCUGAAAACCCACAGUGGAGAGAAACCUUUUGAAUGUAAGCAACGUGGAAAGGCUUUUUCAAUGAGGCACAAUCUUGCUGAACAUCAAAAAAUCCACACUGGAGAGAAACCUUUUGAAUGUAUUCAGUGUGGAAAGGCUUUUACCCAGAGAUCCAUCCUUGGUGCACAUGAGACAGUCCACUCUGGAGAGAAGCCUUAUGAAUGUAAUCAAUGUGGAAAAACUUUCAAAAUGAGGCAGAAUCUUGCUACCCAUCUGAAAAUCCACAGUGGAGAGAAACCUUUUGAAUAUAAUCACUGUGGAAAGACUUUCACACAGAGGAGCAGUCCUAGUACACAUCAGAAAAUCCACACAGGAGAGAAACCUUAUGAAUGCAAUCACUGGAAAGGCUUUCAUAUCUAGUAAUAUCUUGCUGAACAUCGGGGAAUCCACACUGGAGAGAAGCCUUACCAAUGUAAUCAGUUUGGAAAAGCUUUCACAAUGAGGCAGAAUCUUGCUACCUAUCUGAAAAUCCACACAGGAGAGAAACCUUAUGAAUGUAAUUACUGUGGAAAGGCUUUUGCACGCAGGUACCAUUUUGCUGUAACAUCAGAAUAUCCACAAUGGAGAGAAGCCUUAUGAUUGUAAUCAGUGUGGGAAAUCUUUCACACAGAACUCACAUCUUGCUUUACAUCAGAAAAUUCACAGUGGAGAGAAACCCUAGGAAUGUAACUAAUGUGGAAAGGCUUUCAGACAGGGAUCCAGAAUUGUUAACAUCAAGAAGUUGAUACUGAGGAGAAAUCUUAUUAAUGUAAUCAAUGGAGAAUGAUUUCACACCUCAGAUUUUGUUAAACAUCAGAGAGUCCACAUUGCAGAGAAACCUCAUGAGUGUUGCAAAGCUUUUAGUUACCACUCUUAACAUAUAUAACAGAAGAGAUUCCACACUUGGGAAAAGCCUUAUGAAUAUAACCAAAGUGGUGAUGCAUUCAGGUAACAAUCAUCUAUUGCCUAUCUCAGAAAUCAUAUUAGAUAGAAAAGUCAUGAGUAAAGAAAAGCAUUCAAAUGGAGUUCAGAGUUUCUGGACUUUUAGAGAAACCAUUCUGAGGAACAGAUCCCUGUGCACUCAGUGUGGGAAGGCUUUCAACUAGAGAUCAGCUGUUUCUUUCUAUCAGAGGUUCCAUUGUGGAGAGGCGGAGCCAAGAUGGCAGAGUGAAAGCAGUGACUUGCUUGAGCUCUCCUCCAAACCCACCCAAAUACUCAUA